Molecule: messenger RNA, 1333 nt
Organism: Exophiala oligosperma
Lineage: Eukaryota; Fungi; Ascomycota; Eurotiomycetes; Chaetothyriales; Herpotrichiellaceae
Exons: 4
Coding region: 118-1146 (342 amino acids)
Biological process (GO): protein geranylgeranylation
Cellular component (GO): Rab-protein geranylgeranyltransferase complex
Molecular function (GO): Rab geranylgeranyltransferase activity
Source: RefSeq, a predicted model, not a curated record
ACACGCCGGACGACAAACUCAUUCCAUCAACCUUCAAAAGCCACCAACCAGGCCAUAAAAUUCUUCAGAUAGCCUCUCUACAAUACCGACACUCUACCGCUCGAUACCCUGAUCCCCAUGUCGCUCGUGGCCGGACCCGGAGUAGGGGGCAAUCAAGCGAGCGGCCAUGACUUACCGCCCGAGCUUGGCUUGGUCAUUGAGAAGCAUGUCAAAUAUAUUCAAAGCCUAGACACUCGAAAGGAUGAGCUCGAUUAUUGGUUGACCGAACAUCUGAGACUGAACGGGGUCUAUUGGGGGCUGACGGCUCUUCAUCUCCUUGGCCAUCCUGAAGCCCUCCCUCGUGACAAGACCAUCGAUUUCAUUUUUGCGUGUUACAACGACGAUGGAGGGUUUGGCGCUGCUCCCGGUCAUGAUUCCCACAUGCUGUAUACUGUGAGCGCCAUUCAGAUCCUUGCUACCAUUGAUGCGUUAUCAGAACUGGAUCAGGGAGAAAGAGGGGGAAAGAUCCGUGUGGCAAGUUACAUUGCAAAGCUCCAGGAUUCAAGUCGUGGUACAUUUGCUGGUGACGAAUGGGGAGAAACAGAUACCCGUUUCUUGUUCACAGCAUUCCUCGGACUCUCCAUUCUCAACAUGAUGCAUCUUGUGGAUAUGGAUAAGGCUGUGUCCCAUAUACAAGCUUGUGCCAAUUUUGAUGGUGGCUUUGGUGUGUCACCUGGGGCCGAAUCUCAUGCCGGCCAGAUAUAUACCUGUGUGGGAGCUCUGACCAUUGCCCGACGCCUGGAUUUGGUCGACGUUGACAGACUCGCUGCAUGGUUGAGCGAAAGACAGCUGCCCCAUGGUGGUCUCAAUGGCCGCCCAGAGAAGCUGGAAGACGUUUGCUACAGUUGGUGGGUCCUCAGUAGCCUCUCCAUGUUGGGAAAGCUGCAUUGGAUCGAUUCUUCUGUACUGACGAAAUUCAUCCUGAGAUGCCAGGAUUCCCAAAAUGGCGGCAUCUCUGAUCGGCCUGGUGACAUGGUGGAUGUCUUCCAUACGGUGUUUGGUAUUGCAGGUUUGAGUUUAUUGAAAUACCCUGGGCUGGUCGAGGUCGAUCCAACGUAUUGUAUGCCUAGAGAUGUGGUGCAGGCGUUGCCAUAUAAUCAGCCUUGACCGCGUCUGCUCACCUCUUGCAAUCUAAUAACCCACUUGAAGACACCCUUGAGAGCUGGGAUACAAUGCAAGAGAAAAGAGAAGUCCAUCAUGAACUAUUUCCGCUUCAUCACGCCACAGUCUUCACAUCUGAGGAAUUAUAGUCAUGAUGGUACAUUAUUCAAGCUUGACAAUGUGAAAAAUUCUC